AUGUUCAAGCAAAUCCCACCACCCUCUGAGGACGACCUUCGAGCAUGCUUCGGUCCUGAUUUCGCCAUGGAAUGGGAUCAGGCAAGGGUGACUCGCUGGCUUCAAGACCACAAUUGGGGCCACAUUGCUGAUACCUUUCAAGAACAUGGCAUCUGUGGAAAGGAAUUCUUCCAUAUUAGUUUGGCAAAGCUUGUUGAGAUCCUUCCUCGUAGAGUAACCACCUACGCUGAACGAAGACGAUUACUCAAUGAUAUUCGUGCAUUGGGCACACCUGCUGCUGCUCAUGAUGGUAUUCUAACACCUACCAAUAUAUCCAUCAAUACCAAUGUACAUCAGCCUUAUCCCAAUACCGAGCACAACUCUUUCCCAACAUCCGCCAAUACACCCACAUCGGCCCAUUUGGCGAGUAGCAGCUCUCCAACAACACCUCUCAACCACACAUCAUCAUCUCAAUACGAGAUCAAGGAUAUUGGAAGUGGUUUUAGCCAUUUGUCAUGCUCUAGACAUAGUGCAGGUGGCACAAGUGCAAGUGGUGGCGGUUUAUCAUCUCCUUCAUCCAUCGAGUUUCCAAGUCCUGUGGCAACGAGCACCGUAGCAGCUACCUCUUCUUCUUCAUCAUCAUCGACAACGCCCACUGCUACUACUGCUCGUAAUGGUCAUCAUCAUCGUCAUCAUCAUCAUUAUCAUUCACCUACACGGCUGUAUUCACCAAGGUCCGCCAUUUCAAAGAUACGCAAUACAUUUAUGCAUUCAACAUCGACCAGCAGCAAUAACAAUAACACGUCAUCUUGUCGCAUGAACGCUCCAGAAAACGAAACUUUAUCUACGGAUGCAUCCGAUAACCGACCUUCAACAACAACGUCACGUACACCUGAUCGCUUAAACAAGUUUUGGGCAGCCUAUGCCAACUGGCGUUCUGGGGGUAGUAGCAAUGCAAGUAGCAGCAAUACCAGUAGCCAUAGCAACAAUGGAAACCAUUAUAGAAAGGGGCAACAACAACAUCAUUACCAACCACAACAAGGAACAAGUACGUUGUCAUCGUCGUCAUCUUCAGGGGCUCUUCCGGAAAUGAACCACAAUCUCGUGGCCACCAAAGUGCCCAUGACGGCUCACAAACGGUUUUCCGAUACUCGUAUCCAAGUAACAGGUGAUCGAGAAACUUGGUAUAGCGUGGUGGUAACGGAUAUCCGGGAUGCCGAUACGCUCAAGGAUAGGAUUCUUCAACGGAUGAAUCUUCCUUUGCAGCAUCGAGAUGGCUACUGCUAUUAUCACGAGAAUGGUCCGGAUCCAGAGAUGGCAUUGACUUCACAAGAUCUAUUGGCCAUUUGCUCUAUUGCAGACCAUGCAGCUAACCAACGCAUAUUGGUCUGUGCAAUCAAGUUGGAUCCUGGAUCUUGUCCCGUAUUCGAAUACCCCAACAACAUCAUGACUAAUUAUCCACCUGCUGCUGCUGCUGCAACAUCUCACAUGAAUUAUAAUGUUGACCUUCAUCAUUCACAUUUACAUCCUACCACUUGUACUUCCACACCUUUGUAUGGCAAUGCAACCUAUUCCUUAUCCACACCAGAGCUUGGCCAUUCUCCAUCAGAUACCCCUUCCACACCCAAAGGUGUUGUCGUUGGUGGUAGUGGUGGCAAUCAACAAGGAUCAUCAAGCCCUAUUCUCCUACCGGACCAUGCUGCUGCUGCUGCUGCUGCUGCUGCUGCCCAUCCCAAUUCCAAACCAUUCUUUUUGUUUGCAAACACAAGCACUGCAGCUUUACCCACCACCUCAUAUCACCAAAACAGCAAUAGCAACAACAACAACAAUACUAAUAAUGGCUAUCAUCAUGAACCCACAGGUGUACAAUUAUCGGAUCCACCGGCAGCUACGACAUUUCCAUUGGAUGAAAAUGCACCAUCUCCUGCAGCAUUACAGGUUCGACGUGCUAGCGAUCAUCAAAUCAUGACCAAUACCACUGCUGCAGUCGUUGUUGAGCCUAGCAUCUCUUAUGAUCAUCAUCAUCAUCAUCACCAUGCAACACCCACCGCUGAUAACAAUGCACGAUCAUCCAAAGAAAAAAGAAGCAACAAGCUAUGGACACGACGUUCUGAACCCAUGCUCAAUCGUCGUCAUCUUUUUAAUCAUGUUCGCCCACAACAACAAGAACAACAAACACCACCUCCACCAUCCCAUACAACCACAAUGGAUGCUGUACCCAAACCGGCAGCACAAUUAUGGGCUGUUCCUCCCACCAAACCACCAUGUCAUUCACCUUCUUCACCACGAUACCCUCAUCAUCAUCAUCAAGGUGGUAACAAAAAGAAUGCAUUUUGGGGUGAACGUCCACCUGCUGAAGUUGUAUGUCAAAACAUGGAUCAAUACUUUGACAAUCAUGAUCUUGACAAGGAGAUCAUUGUUGAAGAAGAUGGUGUCCAUAGCAACAACAACAGCAUGGCAACACCGCAACAACAACAACAACAGCAACAGCAACCUGUAGUACGACGUCUGACACAUACCAAAUCCAUUCGUGUUGUGGCACGUGAAGCUAGCAAAAAAUACAAUACAGCACGUAAAAUUAAGGAAGGUGGCAUGCUUCGACGCAAGAGUACCAAAUUAUGGGGUCAGCAUUUGGUGGAAGUUAAGCCUGCACGACAACAACAACGACGACGUCAAGAUGAUAUGACGACAACACCGAGUCCAAGUAGUAAUGGUGGUAGUGGGGAUCGUAACAGCAUGAUGUUUCUUGAUAACAACGGCAGCACCACGAAUGGUCCUAAUCAAUCUGUGCAAUGGAUUCGAGGCAAGCUUAUUGGUAAAGGAUCGUUUGGACGUGUCUAUUUGGCAUUCAAUGUGGCCACGGGUGAAGUGAUUGCUGUCAAGCAAGUUGAGAUUCCUCGUACCAAAUCCGAUCGACAAGACACACGACAACUGGAUAUGGUGGAUGCCUUGUAUCAGGAAAUGUACAUGUUACGUGAUCUUGACCAUGAUAAUAUUGUUCAAUACCUUGGGUAUGGACGUGAUCAUGACGUGGUGAAUAUCUUUCUCGAGUACGUUUCCGGUGGCAGCAUUUCAAGUCGAUUGUCAUUACAAGGUGCAUUUGAAGAACCGCUUGUACGCUAUUUCACACGUCAAAUCGUUGCAGGGCUCAAUUAUCUCCAUGGAAGAAACAUCCUUCAUCGUGAUAUCAAGGCAGCUAACAUUCUGGUGGAGGCUGAUGGCAUAUGCAAGAUUUCCGAUUUUGGCUUAUCCAAAAAGAAUGAUUAUGAUGAGGUGUAUGAUGAAAACUCACGCAUGUCGUUGCGUGGUUCUAUUUACUGGAUGGCACCUGAAGUGGUCAAGAAUGAACCCUACAGCGCCAAGGUCGACAUUUGGAGUUUGGGAUGCACCGUCAUUGAAAUGUUUACGGGUCAACGUCCAUGGCUCACACUCAAUCAAAUUGCCACGCUUUACAAUCUUGGUUGUCAAAAAUCUCCAACGCUCCCUGAGAACAUUUCGGACAUUGGCAAAGACUUUCUCACGCAAUGCUUCAUAAUUGAUCCCAACAAACGGCCCACAGCAGCCACUUUACUCACCCAUCCAUUUUGCCAACCCGAUCCAACGUUCCGGUUUACGGAUUACAUUGACAAGGGCAAAGUUUAA
Lichtheimia ornata is the source of this 3621-nucleotide messenger RNA. RefSeq lists its product as uncharacterized. Bases 1 to 3621 code for a protein of 1206 amino acids. NCBI's taxonomy places the organism in Eukaryota, Fungi, Mucoromycota, Mucoromycetes, Mucorales, Lichtheimiaceae. The record is from RefSeq and is a predicted model, not a curated record. Gene Ontology annotation, biological process: protein phosphorylation. The transcript is spliced from 10 exons. Gene Ontology annotation, molecular function: ATP binding; protein kinase activity; protein binding.